This is a messenger RNA of Gastrolobium bilobum, 957 nucleotides long. RefSeq lists its product as uncharacterized. Bases 1 to 957 code for a protein of 318 amino acids. Lineage: Eukaryota; Viridiplantae; Streptophyta; Magnoliopsida; Fabales; Fabaceae. The transcript is spliced from 2 exons. The record is from RefSeq and is a predicted model, not a curated record.
AUGCCUAGUGACACUGUGAUUAAUCCAAGAGAGCAUUAUAAUGCAAUCACUACUUGGAGUGGGAAGGUGAUUGAACCUCAUGAUAAGCCAACCAAGGUAGACAAGAAAGCACCAAUGGAGGAGAAAACAAAAGAGGAAGAGACAAAAGAGGAGAAUACUAGGAAAGAAAAGGCUCCUAAUUAUGAUGAUGUAACCUACAUUGGAGGAGCAAUCAAUCGUAAUAAGAGAACUGCAAAGAAACUUUCAUCAGGAUUCAGUCAACCAGAUCUUUAUGCAAAAGCUCCAUAUCCUCUUCGGCAAAAGCAAGAUAAAGAGAAGCAGCAAUACUCGAAGUUUAUGGAGAUGUUUAAAAAGCUGCAAAUUAACAUUUCAUUCUCUGAAGCUUUGGAGAACAUGUCUCUCUAUGCAAAAUUCAUGAAGGGUCUAUUGUCAAAUAGACAUAAGCUCAUAAAGAUGGAAACAUUAGCUUUAACUGAAGAGAGAAAAGCUUUAUGUGAUCUGGGAGCCAGUGUCAACUUGAUGCCUCUUUCUUUUGAACAAUCUUUGGGGAUUACGGAGAGGAAAUCUACCAUGAUGUCUCUCCAGUUUGUUGAUCGAUCCAUCAAGAUGCUAGAAGGAGUGCUAGAAGAUGUCCAUGUAAAGGUAAAUGAUUAUAUAUUUCCAGCUAAUUUUGUUGUGCUUAAUAUGGAGGAAGAUGACAAUAUGCCUCUUAUCUUGGGGCUACCAUUCUUAGCAACUGCUAGGACAUUGAUUGAUGUGGAGCAAGGACAAACGAUCUUUAGAGUUAAUGGUGGUGAAUUCAAGAUGAAUGUUUUUGAGGCCAUGAAGCAUCUUGAAGAUAAAGAAGACUGUUUUCAUAUCGAUGAAAUAGAAGAAGCAGUUUCACAAAAGAUCCUUGAAGAAGCAAAUCCGCCCACAAUUGAACAUCAGUUUGCACUCCUCAGAGCUACUGAAUGA